Molecule: messenger RNA, 771 nt
Organism: Lichtheimia ornata
Lineage: Eukaryota; Fungi; Mucoromycota; Mucoromycetes; Mucorales; Lichtheimiaceae
Exons: 6
Coding region: 1-771 (256 amino acids)
Source: RefSeq, a predicted model, not a curated record
AUGACAACUACAAAUGACGGUAUUGACAUUGUGUAUGAUAGGGCAAGUGGGUUAGGUAAACAAGUGGUGGAAAGCCUGGUCGCUCAAGGUGCCUUUGUUGUUAUUAUCGAUAUCAACUUUGCAGGAUCCGAAAAGGUGGUAGCCACGCUUGGGAAAGAUCACGUAUACUUUCCUGGAUCAGUCGAUGUAUCAAGCGAGGAACAAGUCAAGGAAGCUCUCCACAAAGGCGUUGCACAAUUUCCACAGGCCAUCCUUGCAGGUGCUAUCAUAUGCAGCGGUGUUGUUUGGCCACCACAUCAUUUGGAAGGCUAUGGACCAGAAAAUGCAUUGACAAGCUUUGAGCAAUUCAAGCAUAUCGUGAAUGUCAAUCUUCUCGGCGCGUACAACGUUGCACAGCAAGUCGCCAAUCUCCUUGUCAAGAAUGACCCAUUUGAUGAUGAUGGCCAGCGAGGAGUUAUCAUCACAACGUCUUCCAUAAUGGGUCUGGAUGGUUCAUUGUUGGCCUAUGGAACAUCAAAAGCGGGUGUUGCUGGGAUGACACUACCAAUGGCACGUGAGCUUGCUAAUUUUGGAGUGCGUGUGAUGAGCAUUGCCCCUGGACCUUUUGAGACGCCUUUGGUGCACGCCGUACCUAAUGUGCAAGCCCCAACUUGUUUGUUUCCCAAACGUUAUGGCAGACCAAGCGAAUUUGCCGAUCUUGUGCUACACAUUAUUGAUAAUCCGAUGUUGAAUGGAUCCGUGAUCCGACUUGAUGGUGCCAUUAGGGCUUAG